GGGGGUGACGUGCGGCGGGGGCACGUGACCGCUGCAUGGCCGCCUGCUGAAGCCGGCUGGUGAGCGGCAUUGUCUAGAGAGGCUGGCUAAAAGAAGACUGCUUUAUUCAGGACAAGAUCUGGACACAGAGAGUCUGCUACAAAAUCAGGCAUCGGAAUGGCUCCAAAGGUGACUUCAGAAUUGCUCAGGCAGUUGCGACAGGCCAUGAAGAACACUGAGUAUGUGAGUGAGGCAAUUCAAGCAUACAUAGUGCCUUCAGGGGAUGCCCACCAGAGUGAGUACAUAGCCCCCUGUGACUGCAGACGUGCCUUUGUGUCUGGAUUUGAUGGCUCUGCGGGCACGGCCAUCAUCACUGAGCAGCAUGCUGCCAUGUGGACAGACGGACGCUACUUCCUGCAGGCUGCCAAACAGAUGGACAACAACUGGACUCUCAUGAAAUUGGGUUUGAAAGAUACUCCGACUCAAGAAGACUGGCUUGUGAGCGUGCUCCCGGAGGGGUCCAAGGUUGGUGUGGACCCCUUGAUCAUCCCAGCAGAUCAGUGGAAGAAGAUGUCCAGGGUUCUCAGAAGUGCAGGUCAUUACCUCAUACCAGUCGAAGAUAACCUCAUUGAUAAGAUCUGGGUCAACCGUCCCCUAAGACCCUGUAAGCCUCUGCUACCUCUGGACCUAAAUUAUACAGGUGUUGCCUGGAAAGAUAAAAUUGCUGAACUUCGGGUGAAAAUGGCUGAGAGAAAGGUCUUGUGGUUUGUGGUCACAGCCCUGGAUGAGAUUGCAUGGUUGUUUAACCUGCGAGGGGCAGAUGUGGAACAUAAUCCAGUGUUCUUUUCCUAUGCGCUCAUAGGAGCUGAUACAAUCAGAUUGUUCAUCGAUGGCGAUCGUGUGAAAGCCCCUGAUGUGAGAGAGCAUCUGCUGCUUGACUCGGCUCUGACUGCCGAGUUCCAAAUCCAGGUUUUGCCCUACAAAUCCAUCCUGACGGAGCUCAAGACCAUCUGCGCCAACCUUGGCCCAAAGGACAAAGUGUGGGUCAGCGACAAAGCCAGCUACGGCCUGACGGAAGCCAUCCCCAAGGCACAUCGGUACUUCGUGCCUUAUACGCCAAUCUGCAUUGCAAAGGCUGUGAAAAAUGCAACUGAAUCUGAAGGCAUGAGGCGAGCCCACAUUAAAGAUGCUGUUGCCCUGUGUGAACUCUUCAAUUGGCUGGAGAAUGAGGUUCCCAAAGGCACAGUUACUGAGAUUUCAGCUGCAGACAAAGCAGAGGAAUUUCGUAGCCAACAGGAUGACUUUGUGGACUUGAGUUUCCCAACAAUCUCAAGCACGGGGCCCAAUGGCGCGAUCAUUCACUACACGCCAGUUCCUGAGACAAACAGGACUCUGUCGGUGAAUGAGGUGUACCUUAUAGACUCUGGAGCACAGUACAAGGAUGGCACGACAGAUGUGACGAGGACAAUGCACUUUGGCACCCCUUCCACCUAUGAAAAGGAGUGUUUCACCUAUGUCUUGAAGGGCCACAUAGCUGUUAGCGCAGCUAUCUUCCCAAAUGGAACCAAAGGCCACCUACUCGAUUCCUUUGCCCGUUCUGCCUUGUGGGACUCUGGCCUAGAUUAUCUGCAUGGGACUGGACAUGGAGUUGGGGCUUUCCUGAACGUCCACGAGGGUCCAUGCGGCAUCAGCUACAAGACGUUCUCAGAUGAGCCCCUGGAGGCAGGCAUGAUUGUUACUGAUGAGCCUGGGUAUUAUGAAGAUGGGUCUUUUGGAAUCCGAAUUGAGAAUGUUGUGCUGGUGGUGCCCACGAAGACCAAGUACAACUUUAAUAGUCGGGGAAGCCUGACUUUUGAACCCCUGACCUUGGUUCCUAUGCAGACCAAAAUGAUUGACGUGAAUUCACUCACCCAGAAAGAGUGUGAUUGGGUGAACGAUUAUCACAAGACCUGCAGGGAAGUAAUUGGGAAGGAGCUGCAGAAACAGGGACGGCAGGAAGCUCUUCAGUGGCUCAUCCGAGAAACCAGCCCUAUUUCCAAACAGCAUUAACACUGUUACCCGUUUUUAUCCAACUCUGGGAAUAAAAUAAACAUGGCAAAUUCUUUGAAAAUUUCAAUUCCUCCUGCCCUGCUGCCUUUCCCUCCCCACUCUGCUUGCAUCAUCCCCACCCUUCUCCCCCCUUCCCUUUUCGAGCGGAAUCACUUCUCCAAUACCUACAUGGAAACCCUUUUACCCUUCUUUUAAAAAUUGUCAAAGGUGAGCAAAUAGGAAAAUUGCUGUGCUGGAAUUGCAGGUUCUUUGAAGAUCAGAACCUUCAGAGAUUUGUGAAAGCGGAAACAUGAAAAGCCCCCUCUGCUUUGGCUUGACACUCUCAGUUCUCUGAUCAAGUUCCAGGUACUAGUAUUCUGUUUGUCAUAAGUGCAUAACUGAUGAGGAGGUAUUUAUGAUCAACAAAUAAAAAUAUGAAAACCCACUUUA
This is a messenger RNA of Tachyglossus aculeatus (Australian echidna), 2457 nucleotides long. RefSeq names its product X-prolyl aminopeptidase 1 (gene XPNPEP1). Gene Ontology annotation, molecular function: metalloaminopeptidase activity. Bases 157 to 2028 code for a protein of 623 amino acids. The record is from RefSeq and is a predicted model, not a curated record. NCBI's taxonomy places the organism in Eukaryota, Metazoa, Chordata, Mammalia, Monotremata, Tachyglossidae. The transcript is spliced from 21 exons.